CGAGGACGACGAGGCCGAAGAUACCGGCUGCGGCCAACAUCGAACUCGAGACCUACUGAAGUACUCUCUUCGGAUUUCCGUGCGAUCGGGGACGCCUCUCGAUCCUAGCUACGAUAACACCAACAUUCAGAUCUCUCGUCGUUUUUCGAUAAACGCCCUCGAAGCUCGGAAGAAAGGAAGAUAUGCUCCGUUUCUGACGCGAUUCUCCCUCAAGUUCGUCGAACGAUUUCAUUCGAGAAACGAAAGCCGAACGUUGAAUCGUCGUCGACCGUACCAAAGAGAACUGUAGAGACUUUAAACCGUUUCGACGCUCGACCAACCGUAAAAGCUCUUACGAAGACUCUCGAUCAUUCCGCGGAUCGGUCAGCUCCGGUAACACGAAUAACACGUCGCGAUCGCUUCGAUCUUCGAGUCGGACUUGAUGCUCGCGAACAGGUACGAGGAUCGCGAGACAUCAUCGGCGUCGAGUCGGCCGCGAAAAUGUUUGGUCGCUGACGUUCGUAGGCAGAGUGAGGCUCGUCGUCGCGGCGCAUCAUCUUCGUCGUCGCGAAUCGCGUCGGACGUAUUUAGGUGGCGGGACAGUGAGAAUAUUCGCUCCGCGUCGUGGUUGUCGUCGUCGUCGUGCGUUGUUCAGCCAGUGGUGUUCAGGCAGUGAGAGAAAGAUAAGAAGAGAGAGGCGGGCAGCUAUAACCGGCAACCACACGGUGGACAUGAUUAUUUCAAAGGAUCUGUUCCUCUUUGGCGACCAAGAUUACCUGCGCCUUCCCAGUAACGAGAAGCGCCAGCAACGGGCAAUGGGCCGACCGAUCAUCAAUGCUCCCAGAGUGGAAAGCUCAGCGUUGCAGUUGGUGUACCCGCUGGAUUCUCGUCCGGUGCAGCUAAUCUUCCGGGGGUUGCAGGUGGUCAAGGAGAAAAGAGCCCUCCUCCGAGAUGUCUCUGGCGUCGUUAAGCCAGGCGAGCUCUUGGCCGUCAUGGGCCCUUCAGGUUGCGGCAAAACCACAUUGUUGAACUGCCUGUCAGGUCGGGUGGGAGUGGACGGCGGUGAAAUCUGGUUGAAUCGCGAGAGGUUGACGAAAAGAUGGCGCAGAAGAAUUUGCUACGUGCAACAGCAGGACGUUUUCUUUCCCGAUCUCACGUUGCGGCAGACUCUCGAGUACCAGGCCAGGCUGAGGCUUCCGGACACGUUCUCGCACUCUCAGAAGAUGCAGUGCGUGGAUCAUAUCAUCGAGGUCCUCGACCUCGCCGCCUGCCAAGACACCAUCAUUGGAGAUUACACGAAAAGAGGACUCUCCGGAGGCGAGAAGAAGAGGACGAGCAUAGCCUGCGAGUUACUCACCAAUCCGUCGCUAAUGUUGCUCGAUGAACCAACCAGCGGGCUGGACUCGCAUUCAGCACAGGCGCUUAUUUCACGACUGAAGAAAUACGCGGAGCAGGAGGGCAAGAGCAUCGUGGUGACAGUGCAUCAACCCAGUUCGAGGAUGUUCCACAGCUUCAGUAAGCUUCUUCUGUUGAGUCGGGGUCAGGUGGCGUACUAUGGCUCGACGUCGAAUAUCGGCAGGUUUUUCUCCACGAUAGGACUGACGCUUUUACCACACUACAACCCUGCCGACUUUAUACUGGAGCAAAUAAAGGGGCCAGAAGAGGUUCGGGAUCGCAUCGUAGCCGCUGCGAGGAACGCAAGACAGGGACCCGACUGCCCGCCGGAACUUCGUCCGGAAUAUAAUCCCAGCCAACAUCCGCUCUGCGACCAUCUCAUCCAUUAUCACGAGCACCACAUCAGCCACAACGCGAAGGAAGACGAAGGUCGUACGCUGUGGUUGGACACGCAAAGCCACGCCAGCAGCAGCGCCAGUUCCGCGGACGACGACUAUUCCUGGCAGUGGCCCACCAGUUUCUGGUCGCAAUUCAAAGUAUUAUCAGAAAGAAACUUUCAAGAGGCACGGCCACGGAUGCUGUCUCGUUUGAAUUGGUUGCAAACGAUAGCCCUUGGCUUGCUCGCCGGACUGCUGUGGCUAAGGCUUCCCAGAACCGAGGCGGCUCUUCACGACAUCCAGGGCUGGAUGUUCUUCAGCACCACGUAUUGGAUGCUGUUCGCACACUUUGGUGCACUCUCCAGUUUUCCUCCCGAACGGGAGGUUAUCAACAAGGAGCGGUUGUCUGGAUCGUAUCGGCUCUCUGCCUAUUACCUAGCGAAAAUGGUCGGCGAGCUGCCGCUUACGAUUACACUGCCCGCGGUCUACCAUAUCAUUAGUUACCCGAUGUUGGGCUUCCACAGUCCGGCAGUUUUCGUCACUCUGCUGGCGUUCCUCUUACUCAACACCGUCGUCGCGCAGAGUGUGGGAUUCUUUGUUGGCGCCUGCUGUUUGGACCUCCAGGUUAGCAUAACCGCGUCCGCGCUCUACACACUCGCGACGCAGUUGCUAGGCGGUUAUUUGGCGACGGCGGUUCCACCUUGGCUCGCGUGGGCCAGAUACGCGAGCAUGGUGCACUAUGCCUAUCAGAACAUGCAAAUCCUGGAAUUCGGCGUCGGUGAGCCGAUCACAUGCUCGCAACCAAGCAAGUUUCCGGAGUGCAGGAACGCCACCACGAUACCCGUCACCGCGAUUCUGGAGAGCCAAGGCGGCGCCAGGGGUUCGGGUCUUCCACUCUGGGCGAACACGGCCGUUCUCUUGGCGUUUCUCGUGGUGUUCCGCACCCUUGGGUAUCUGGUGCUCCGUUACUAUCGCGUGCCGAAGUGAGUUGUCGCCGCGAGCCAGGACCUGUUGUCACAUCGCCUGCGUUCGGACGCUGAUCGACGGAUCGACGGACGUAGGGCGGGCCCUGCCCGCCGUCGCGACGCUGCGCUGACGGGAACGUCGCCGAGCAUAUUGACCCUUCGUUUCGUCAGCCGCGAAACGGAACGUAGCUCGCAGAACUGAGAACGAAACUGAGCGCGAAAGUUUAUUUUUCCAGGAGAAUAGGGUUCAGCUUGGGAUUAUCCGGGUCGUCGAGGAUGGCGCCGAAGAAACGACAGACCAAAGAACGCGUCGAUCGAUCUUUUCGCGACAAACGAUUAACGCCGAGUAGAGCCUUUCGCUCUACUUUGGAUUUACGUUGCGAUCGGAGUCUACGCAAUGAAAACAUGAAUCACCAGCUGCUUGCGCCAACCGCUACAGCUGCUAUUCGAAAGGUGUCCAAAGCUAUCUCUGAAUCUCUAUGUAAGAAUGAAAAAUGUCGAAUCUCCGAUCGCGAUAGGUAUCGUCGAGCGAUAAUUCGUCGCGAAGCUUCGAGAUCGUUCUUUGAAGCCAUUCGAGUCGACCGCUGGCAGCACUAUUUUAAUUAACGAACGAUCAGCGAAUAUUUUUAUUAAUUGUACAUGCAUCUCACAGAAUAGUAUACCUCAACUAGAACCAAGGACACCGGUCAUUUCACGAAACGAAGGGUUAAGAGCCGCGAGAACGGGGGGUUGAUCGACGAGAACCCCUCGAAGCGGCAAACGGCGACCGAAAUAUGCGCGUGUAUCGCGUCGCUGCCAACACUUUGGCGAAGACUAUGCGUAGGAUCGUACACGUAGAGACUUUCUAUCGAUGCUAACGGGGUACGAGGAUAGGAGCAAAUGGAACGAGCGAACGUGGGAGAGAGACGGUGUGCGAGGUAACGAGAGAACAACGCGCGACUGGUGAGAAACACACCACACACAUACACACAUAUACUUCUUUGUUUAAAUUUUCUUGUGGCAAGAAGGGUAUAAAUAGUAGAAAGGAAAACACGCGAAGAAAAGGGGAGAGUCCGAGUGGGAGCGAGUGUGCUAAUAAACGUGAAUGAAUGGAAGAAAAUAUACGAGAAGGAGAGAGGGUGAGUAGCACCGCGGGAGAACUUUUUGGGAAAAUCGAUGUGCGCCGUCGGGGCGCCGCGAAACCGACUGAAAAAAAAAGAAGAAGAAGAAGAAAUACAAAUACAUUUACAUACAUACAUAUAUAUAUACACACACACACGUAUACAUGUAUUCGUAAGACGACGAAUCAUUUCUUAAGCCGAUGAAACGAGUGAAAUGGACGAAAACACUGACAUACAUACAUGCAUACACACCAAUGGAAUCAACUAGACUUAGAGGACACGUUAAGAGUUUGGAGAAAUGAGCCUUUACCGUCUAGCGACUAUCCACGCGUUUCUUUUUACUUUUUAUUACCGCAAGAAGCAAUUGCUACGAUUUUACAAAAUAUUCGCCCUAGCUGGUAAGGUGAACUGCUACUAUUCAUUGCUACCCUUAUACUUAGUACUUUUUAUUAGCGACGCUGUAAACUAAGGGACGUGGCAAGACGAACGUUUUUUUUUCUUUCUGUUUCCAUUUGAUUCCGUUUAACCCUCUAUUGCAUCACGCGAAAGAAAAUGGAUCCUUGUGAAAUUCACCGAGGAAAUUUUACGGGAUUUGCGAUGCACGAUAUAGAGGGGGUUCACAUGGCUGUGCACAUUCAGCCGGUUAUCGCCAGAGAUGGGUAAAAUUCUUGUCUAGAUAGAAACGUCGAAUAUCGAACGAAAAGCGAACAAUUUUUCGUUCGAUACUCUUAGGAUAAAAAUUAAUGCUUCGAAAUAAAAAUGUAACCGUUCGGCCGGACGAGCAUCGCGAGUAAAUCGCUGUACGUUGUAUUUAUUCGUUGUCCGUUAUUCGAAUAAAAUUUUGCUCGGCUCUGCCUAACGCUUACCUCAAACGUUGAUCGCUAAUGUAUAAAUAGUCGAGAAAUACUUUCUAUCACGAAACCGUAGGAUAAAAUUCGUGCAAUGGAGGGUUAACGGGCUGUGCCAAUUCUUUUCGUACGCGAGAAGAGAGCACGAUAAUCGAUCGAGUGUAGGAAAAUUGAGAGUAAACGUAGGAGGACGAAGGUGAACUUGUACGAGGCGAGAUCGAGAGAGCCGUGGAAGGGUGGAAAUGGGAGUACUAGUGGAGGAGGGUUGUAGUUAAAUCGUUUUUACGCGUCGUACGCGCGCGAACAGAUACAUAAAUGGAGGCUCGAGAGUUUCGAAGCAGCGGAGGGGUGGUUGCGCGUCGGCUUCGUUUUUCGAGGACCUGUGUCGAUUUUUAGAACUUGUUGGUCUCUGACGUAUCUAUGUGAUGUUUUCUAGGAGCUCGAUACGUUACGAGUGGGGAUCCAGACGAAUCUUUAACGAGCGGUGUAAUAAUUCAUUGGCUACCUUGUGUACAUAGAAAAUUAUAUAUACAAAUAUUAUAUAUAUAUAAAACUAUAAUAAUUAUUAUCAUUAUUAUUAUUUUUAUUAUAUUAUUAUUAAUAUUAUUAAUAUUAUUAUUAUUAUUAUUAUUAUUAUUAUUAUUAUUAUUAUUAUUAUUAUAUUAUUAUUAUUUUUAAUAUCACAAUCGCAUGUACAUGUGAAUCUACGGACUGAAAGAGGAGGCAUGCGACGUUUUUCUUUUCUCUUUUUCAUUCUUGUAUAUGUACCACCGGGGGAAACGAUAAACGCAUAUACAUAUAUCCACACAUAAACACAUAUACACGCAGACCUGUGUGAUCGAUAUUACCAAACGAUUCAUCCGAUAUCUCGUUACACGGGGAUAAAACUUACCUCUUCUGAAACAUACAUACACAAGUACACACGUACACGCGUGUACACUGUCGCCUCUAAGUAAUUAUUCGUACUCGGCAAUUUCUCUUUUAUUAUUUUUAACGAUACGAAAAGUAUUUAAGUUUGUCUAGGACACUCGAAUCCAAAUGUUUCCGUGACUUUUUUGAAAGGACGUUACACAAGGAUCAGAAGCGACAGUGUAGAAACACGUACAUAUACUCGGAAGUCACACCAGGAAAGCCAGUGUUCGUUAUAGUAGAAAGUAAAUAGUUAGAUCGGUCGCGAGUGGAACGCUGUGUUUAUAGUCGGCCGACGAGCAACGUUACGAUACAUUGUGCGACGAACCGGACGACUCGUAGAGUAGCUUUCCUCUUGGACGAUUAGACAAAUUUUGAGAAACCGUCGCGCGUCAACGAGCCUUGCAUAUCCUUGUUGGGUCAGACGAUAGCGUUGGGCGAAAAUAUAAUGUAUGAUCAUGAUCACCGACUAAUCCGAUAGUCAUGAUUAAUGAUUAAUGAGUAAGCAGUCACGAUUAUCUCUAAAAUGUUACCAGUUAUCGACUCAUGAUUGCGGAUUACAGAUGUAAUUUUUCAUCUGACAAUUGUGAGCGAUUGUUACAAAAGUAAUCGCAUAGCAGACAUGGACAACGUUAUAAAUAAUAAAAAAAAAAAAAAAAAACAAAAAAAAAGAACAUUUGAAAUGCAACGUGUUCGAUCAAACGAAUAACGGAUCGAAGGUUGUUCACCUUUUAAAUCGUUACUCGAAACUUUUAUCCACGCCGAGAGAUUUGGCCGUCUCUGUCGCAAAAUGAACGACUGAAAGGUAAAUCAUUGUUUAUCCGUUACUCGUUCGAUAAAAAGUUAAUGUUCGAGUUACAAAAUGAAAUAUUUCACGUUAAUGAAAUGGCAGUUUAAUCGAUUUAUUCGUUACUCGUUGAAUAAAAAUUAGACUUCGUGUUACGCAGCGAGAUAUUUCACAGUGAACAAAUAAAAAUUGAACUGUUCGAUCGAGUAAACAUUGUGAAUAAAUCGCUGUACGUUGUCUCUAUUCGUUAUCUGUUAUUCGAAUAAAAUUUUGCACGAUCUCUGCGCUGAUCCAACGACCAUUGGCUCUCCGAUGAACGCGCGAUGGGAUUCGUCCGGUGCACGCACAACGCAAUAUCCACCAAGUGUUCAAUCGGGUUCGGUGAGAAGAACGUGGGCGAGGAGGUAGGAACGAAAUGAAUUAUGAUACAGGCUAGCGUAAGUGAUAACCAGUAGAAAAAGGAUAAUAAGCGAGGGAUAACCCAACGUUUCGACCUCUGGUACUGAACAUCCGUCGGAAAAUUGUCUUCUACGUCGGCGCGAUUAUCCUUUUCCUAUCGGAGAACGAGUUGCUUCCCAAUAGUAGGAUUUAAUAAGGGGGGAUCAAUCGGUGAGGAGGGGAUGACGAGUGCACGCACUCGCGCGUAUCGGGACAAACAACACGGGGGAAAGAUGUUUAAACAAAGAUUUGGCUGUGUCAAUGUCUGUAACUGACUAAUUCGUUUGUAUCGCUUUCUUUUUUCUACUUAACUGUUUAAACUGUAUGCGAGCGAGAGAGCGAGAGAGCGAGCGAGAGAGAGAGAGAGAGAGAGAGAGAGAGAGAGAGAGAGAGAGAGAGAGAAUGCUAGAAAAAAGUCGAUAGAGGACGAAACUCAGCGCAACGGAAAGGAGCAGCGCACACCGGUUAACAGAGAUGGACAAAAUUCUUAUUUAACAAAAAUUCGACUAUCGAAUAAAAGAUAAAUCGUUGUACAGAGUUUCUAUUCGUUAUUUAUUAUACGGAAUUAAUUGCGCUCAUCUCUACCAGUUAGGAGGAAGAGGAGAGUCGUCGACAGCCGCCGUUCACGAACGACCGAGUGUCUCGAGAAGAAAACACGAACGUCCCCGUGUACCGCGAGGAGAAAACCGCACCACGCGCCGAGAGAAACACUUUUCCGAAACGUUCGACGUUUUCCUCGCUUUUUCUACCAUUUGUACACUCCGAAACUCAGCAGAAAUUUUCUCCUCGUGGUCGAGGCGGAAGAAUCGCUUCCUCAAAGGACCCACUUCCCUCUAAUCCUUGUUCCUGGAUCGACGGAUCCUCGCGUCCAAUCAUCUAUCCGCUUUUGUUUUCCCAUCGCCUUCGAUGUUUCUCCUCUGCAGCGAUAUCAGGCAAAACGCGAUUUAUCGAUGACGACCGAAGACGAAUCUCUUACUCGGUCGUAAUUAGCUCCAAAUAAUUACAAACGUAGUUUACCAUUACCGAUUACCAGGACAAAAUAAUCGGAAACCAGUAGGCGGCCAAGUCUUGGCCCGCGGGAGGACGAGAAAGACGUCAGUCGAACGGAUCGCAUUUUCAUACCGCGUAGGUGUCUUUUCAAAAUUUUGAUACUCGUAUUGUAUUGUAUACACUCUGUACACACCGUUCCGACAUUUAUAUACCGUUUACAAAUCACCAGUUUCGAGCUCGAAGAAAAUCGAGCGCCGAUUCGAACCAACUCUUUCGCGAUUACGACGUUUUCGUUAAAAAUCACGAUUCGACUAUCCGUAGACUGGAACAUUUUCGGAUCGCAAGCAAGACUCGUAUGAAUUGUAUUGGUUCGAGUCGCGCUACAACGGAGCACGAGAUUUCCUCUCGACUAUUAGAUUGUAAAUAAUAAACUAGCCGAAAUUUAACGUAGAAAAGUGUCUCGGAAUCUCAAGAACUCGCGUGCAUUCACAUUCCUGACGAUGCUCGUUUUCGAUCCGCGAGAGGACGCAAACGAUGGAUUCUCGAUGGACGCUCAGCGUUCGAGAGAGCUAAUCUUCGGUCGCGAGCCACCACUCGAGACCAUUUCGAUGUCUACACACGCUUUUUGCACUAAAAUACAAUAAGACUGAGGUUUUUUUAUACGCGUUGACGGGAUCGAACGACGUCACCGCGAUUAUCUAUUCGCGAGCACCGUCGUUGGCAGGACUCGAGGUGGACGUAACACAGCCAAACUCUCUCCUAACGAUACUUUACGCGUUUUUCUAGCUCUGGCUUCUUCUUCGCGAGCGCGAGUCGAUCGAUUAACGAGAGACGGAUAUCUCACUUUUGGGGAUCGCUUUCGGGAAUUUGAUGGAUUGAUCGUCGGACUUUUGGAUUAGGAGACCGCGGACGUUUUAGAUAUUUCGAAAGGGGAACGCGAUCGUUGGUCUUUGGAAGGUCAGUGGUCCUCGGUUCGCUGAACUGGCGUCUCCCGAGGAACAAAAAUUGGAUGAUGAGACGUAAUAACACGCGAUCGUUUCACUGGUUGACAGGCGCGAAGAGCUCGAUUAUGCUCGACCGCUGGAAGUUGGGAAAGGGGAGGACUCGGUUCGUUCGUCCGACCGAAUCGGCUCCGCUCCUUUCGCGUUUCGGGCCUCGGAGAAGAACAAAACGCAAACGAAGAGACCAGUGGGAAAAUUAGGGUGACAAGACGUAAUAACACGUGACUGUUUCGCUUUACAAAAAUAGUGCCUUUUUUUACAAAGACUCUGUUGUUUGUGCCAAGUCGAAUUCAACGGAUGCGAAUGCGUACACUCGCGCGUACACACAGACACACACAUACACACGCACACCUACACACGUAGACGUAUAUUUACAGGGCGAAGAAAGGUGAGCGACGUAUGGGCAGAGGGAAUAGAUUUAAAGAGGACGCGAACGAGUCGAAAGUAGAGUGUAUAAGAGAAUCUCGAUUGGCGGGAAAAAAAGAAACGCACGCACAAGUACACGAACACACGCAAACACACGCGGCCACGAUAUACCGAGAAAGAGAACGUUGAGAGAGAACGAGCACGAGGAGAGCACGAGCGAAUGGCAAGGAAAGAGAAAUAGUGCGCACCGAGAGCGAGACAGGUACGUUUUCUCGCGAGAUGGUAGAAAAUAUGUAACGCGGGACUAACGAAACAAGAAGAAAAAAAAUAUGAAACAAACAAAAAAAAAAAUGCCAAAAAGUGUUCCACUAAUCAAUUGCCGCCGUGGAUCCCCAAUUAGUACCUACCGUAAAUCGAAUGAAAUUACGAAUAAUUAAUCGAAUUUGCAGAAUCGUGCUAAAGAAGAUGAGAUGAAAGAAAAAAGAGGUUAAUAUAUAUGACUCUAAUUAUGGUUAUAUAUUACGUAUAGGUAUGUAUGUGUAUAUGUAUAUGUAUAUAUACGUGUGUAUAUACAUAUAUGUGUAUAUAUAUACAUAUAUAAUAUGUGCGCGAGCGUGGGCGUACAUGUACGAGUAUACACGGUCGCAUACGAGCGCAAGGAGCACACCGACAACGCGGCACGAUUUCUUUUCAUUUUUUCUUCGCACGCGUCGAAUCGUAAUUAAUUAAUUACGUACCGAACCGAAUCGACACCGAAUCAUCAGUUUCUUUUCUUUUUCCCGUCAACGGAUAAUGUCUCGCGAAAACAAAAAGGAAACCUUCAGACUGUGUACGACUAACAACUAUUGUAUAUACGAAUCGUAUAAAAUAUACAUACGUAUACAUAUAUACAUAUAUAAAUAUAUAUUAUAUUAAAACGGAUAAUAAGACACUUAGAGCUAACAGAAUUGCCCCCUCCCCCUCCCCAUUAUUACGCGAGAUGAUAUUAGUUAUCCGAUAGUAUUAUUACCUGUUGUCCCGGUAGCGUAAUAAUUACCUACUAUUCCCCAACACCCGACGCCCACACCUUAGGAGGAAAAUUGAAGAGGGAAAAAAGGAAUAGAAGAAGAAAUCGUUAUCUACCGUUAUCAUACUUUGAGUUUACCGAUAAAUCGUUGAAUAAUGAAUAUUGGUAUAACGAUAAGGAUUAUUAUUAUUAUUAUUAUUAUUAUUAUUAUUAUUAUUAUUAUUAUUAUUAAUAUUACAUUAUAUUAUAUUACAUUAUAUUGUACCGUCAUCGAUAUUAUUAUCGUCAGCGUCGUCAUUGUCAUCGUCGUAGUCGUCAUUGUCGACCUUCAUCGUUCAUCGUCGCGAAAUUAUCCUCACCGUUCCGAACCUACACUAUCAUAUUUCCGAUCUAUCCCAACCGUUUCUUUCUUUAUCCUGUUCCCUAGAGGCUGCGCGUGCACAGCCGUUUGCCUUCCGGUUGCAUCGUCGCGUCGAGCUUCUACCUUCGUCGCUGUUUCUUCGCGAGAUCGAUCACGAUCGACAGACGAUUCGCGAUCGCUCGGCAUCCCUCGCGACGAGACGGAAGAUAUCGGCAAUUCGAGUUUAGUUUCUCGAGUGAAAACCCUCGUCUUGUAUUUCCUCUGGUGGAGGUCCGAGCUGGAGCAACCGAGUAGCUGUAGAGCGCGACAAGGGUAGCUUCUCGACUCUCGACAACCUCUGAGUAUAGCGACCGAUAUCUUCCGUCUCGACCGCAAUCUCCAUUGGUCGCAGAGCUAUCGUCUCGUCGCACGAUGCUUCCCAGGUUGAACGGCAAUUGUAAGGCAACGGUUGGGAGAAGCUGACAUUGUUUUCGUGUCGAGGGACAUCGCCGAGGGGUCGUCGAUGCGUUGCACGCCUGGAGAACGUACGUCGGUCCCUUCCGCGCGUUUUUUCAUUUUUCUAGAGGCAUUGUACGAACCGUGAAUGUAUGUAGGAAGGCACCGGUGUACGAGAGUUUCCGGAAAGGAAAGACGGGACACGUUGAUCCGGGUGUCCCAUCUUUUCUCGGAAAAGGGUCUUCGGCGCGGGUGACGCGUCAGAGUUCUUUCGCGGGACGGUUCCUCCGUCGAAGAGUUGUUAAUCGAAUUAGACUGAUCAGGGAUAAAAUUCGGAGAGACUCCCGCGAGAGUCUCUGGAGAUCUUAUGGAAGAGUCCCGAGGAUACCGUGGAAUUCCGUGAGGAUCUUGAGUGCCGAACGGAGGAACAAUGGAUCUCGAUCGACGAUCGUUGUCGAUUCGCGCGAGAAGAACAGCGGGCUCCUGUUAUCGAUGUUAUCGUCCCUCCGUUGUCCCUCGAUUUCCGUCGCUCUGGGACGUGCGUAUGUAUGCUCGGUGAGAGCAGCGAGUUCGAAUCGAAUCGAACGAUCGACGUUGAUCCCGUCGUGAAAUCUCGUUUUUUGUUUUAUCAUCGACGAAUACCCGAGCGACGAUUAACUCGCAAUUACUCAUAAUCGAGCGCCGAGGAGUUCGUUGGAUAUUGUUUUUGCAUAUCGCAGGAAAUACUGCCGGAGACAUUAAUCGUUGCGCAAAACCUCGUGGCGGAUACUGUCUGCGAAUACGAUUUUAUCAUGUAAUCUGUCGACGAAACACUUUGUUCGCAGUUUAUAGACGCCUUAGACUUACAGUCUCUCGGUUUAUUUAAUUUGUAAAUAAAUCACGAUUUACUCAA
Molecule: messenger RNA, 11849 nt
Organism: Hylaeus anthracinus
Lineage: Eukaryota; Metazoa; Arthropoda; Insecta; Hymenoptera; Colletidae
Gene: E23
Exons: 13
Coding region: 711-2738 (675 amino acids)
Cellular component (GO): plasma membrane
Molecular function (GO): ATP hydrolysis activity; ATP binding; ABC-type transporter activity
Source: RefSeq, a predicted model, not a curated record